UAUAAAUGGGACCCACUCUUUGACUUUGUAUGAGUUAUUUUGUUUUGUAGUUGGUAGAAUUAAAUUAGAAUUGUGAUUCUAAAAUACAACUCUGAAACCAAACAGAGCCAUUAUAUCUCAGACACCCACCAAAAGCUUUACUUCUUCUUCAAGCACAAAAAUUUAAGUAUGUAUGCUACAUGAGAAUUAAUGGUGAUGUUUGUUUGAUAUAUAUAUAUACUACUUGGGGGUUGGGAUUGUGAGGCAUCCCGAUCGAACCAGAUGGCAGGAAUGCUUCCCGGGGUGGAGUUAGCGAGGCGGAGGCGCCUCCCUCGGGGCGGCAGCUGGGUUGAGCCACCCGCAACCUCCGCCUACUCGUCAACCAGGCGGGCCUCCCUUUGCCUAUAUGCCAGAAACCAUGAUGGCCGCUCCUCGUCCUCCUCCUCUUCUUCGGGACAUGAAGAUGGUGAUGAGAAGCUUGGAGGAGUGGCAAGAGAGGCCAAGGAGAGGCUUGAUGAGAGGCUCAGAUCCCGAGGUAGGAAGUCUUCUGAUCUCCGCAGAGAAACCUCGACGGAGAUGGUCGCUGGGAGAUCUGGGCAACACGACGACCAUCGACCGCAAAGAGAGUUGUUCGGGUUGAAUAGGAGUGCAUCUAAGAGGUUCAUGAGCUGGGCCAAUCUGAUAAGCUGGAAAGGGGUGGACCAAGAAGAGUGCGCAGUAUGCUUGGAAAGGUUUAUGUCGGGGGAGACGCUCAUGAACUUGCCCUGUAACCACAAGUUCCAUUCCGGGUGUCUGGUCCCGUGGCUCGAGACCAACUCGCGGUGCCCUUGCUGUCGGACCACUGUCCCUUCUUCGUAGGGGCUGGUAUAAGUUCGCCCAGAGAUGAAAAUCCUGAUUUCGUGCCCAGCCGGUGCAUGUAGUCCUCAACCUAGCUUGCAAAUACGGCUUUCAUGUUCUUCUGUCAUCCUAUUGGCGGAUCAAUGUAGACUCCUUCGGCGAUGUAUAUAGUUGUAGCAUGAUUUAAGGUUCCGGACUUCCCUUGUGGAUGUGUCACGGGUGGUAGAAGAGAAGUCGAUUUUGGUUUCGAAAAACUUGAAGGUGUUUAUGGGAAAUUGAACCUUUUCUAGCGUCAAAUGCAUAUUUUCUUCAACUUUUUUCCCCUUAUUUAUUUUUUCUUUCAAUUUAAUAAAGUGAUGUGAGUAGUCAUAUUGAAUAUCAAACUUAUAAUCUUUUGAUCA
Molecule: messenger RNA, 1217 nt
Organism: Punica granatum (pomegranate)
Lineage: Eukaryota; Viridiplantae; Streptophyta; Magnoliopsida; Myrtales; Lythraceae
Source: RefSeq, a predicted model, not a curated record